UAUUGUGCGCUCUUAAAAUAGCGCUUUGAGCGCCCUGAUCCUGAAAUGAAACCCGUGGAAAUUCCCUUUCUUUUUCCUCGUACUAAGCUGACGAAAAUCCCUGUUCUUUUCUCUGUGCUCACUCUGGGCUGCGUGCAGCAAGCUGGGGAAGUGGGACCUGAGGGGCUGAAAUGCUUCCUUGUGACCCAGUGUAACCUGCCUUGGGGUCUGCCGGCUCUCCGGGGGUUUGUGGAUGUAAGAACUGCUGAUUUAUGGUGCAAGUAGUGGAGGAUAGAACUGAAAUUUGAACUGCUUUGCUUGACAAACACUGUUCUGCUUGUGUGCUUACUGGAUAUUAUAUGAGUUAAGAACUAAUCUAAGGUGGAUUUGCAUCAGUUGAGAAGUUUGCAUUGAGUUUUAGUAUGCUUCCUUGCUUUAGUGAUCAGAAUCUGUUGAUUUUGGAUGAAUGUACUUACAGUGAUUUUUCUUCUAAUCACAGCUCACAUUUUCAUGUGUCUGUCUGAGCUCUCAUUUUUUCCAGUCUAAUUUGAUGACACUGUGCAUUCAAAGCGAGACAGAAACUCUUUAGAAGACCCAGGCAAAAUUUGAGUUGUGAAAAACAAUUAAUAAUAAUUGUAGGGGGACUGACACAGAAAUGAUAUAGUAAAUUACUUUAAAAUUACCCACGUGGAAAAGAACGAGAUUAGAACCUUCAGUGUUGCAGGCUUUCUUUGAUAAAAUCAAAAUAUUUGUUAACAACUUAAGGCUUUUGCCAAACAAGUUAGUUGAGUUCCAGUGUCUGUGCUGGUGCCAGAACACCUCUGUGGUCAGCUCUGAGGAGGUGCUACAGCAGGAACCUCAAACUUGCUCACCAGCUUUGCCCAAAACAUUGAACUCUGGCCAAAAGGCACUUCCCACCUGCUCACUCAGGACUCACCACAGGUGAGGUGUCUGUGUGUUUAUGUGUAGCUAAGCCUCUUGCCUAGGAUUGACCUAAAACUUACCUGUCCAAUAGGGCAAGGAUAUGCCAGCCUGCUUCUCAUUAGUUGACCGUAAUCAGUGUUUAUUUUUGAUCAGCAACUCUGACGUGCUGGUUGAGUUCCCAGUGAGGUUCCUGCUGGCUUGCAAGGGGCUGGUGGUGCUGCCAUGGUUCCAAAACAGCACUGAGCAAAAGCCAUUGCUGAGCCAGGUCUGCUUCCCUCCUCCUCUUCCUCUCGGUGCUGUAAAGCUCGUGGGACCUGAGGCUGCUCACAGGCAGGGCUGGUGGCCCUGGGCUGGCUGGUGACACUCCAGUAGCAGAAUUGGUUAUUAAUCCCAGCCAAGGGCCUUUCAUGGCAGGGUAACAGCCAAGCACUUUGUGUAAUAACUCUGCCCUGAGAAAUCCAAGCGAGGAGUUGAUGACUCCUCCCUGUCUUCCUGCAUCCCUAAAGCUCUCGUGAGUGAAGCAUAGCUGGGUUCCAGCACACCUCUCCACCCCUCCUUCCCCUGUGCUGGUCAGCACGUCACUCUUGUGACCUCUCCAACAUCCCUGGGCUGUUCUCAUGCAGCUGAGCAACAACUUGCAGUUACUCAUUCUGUGCUCUAAUGCAGGUAGAGCUGGUAGAAUGGGCUACAAGAAGAAAUAAGGGUGAGUUCUAUCCCCCUGAUUUACUCCAAGAUCAACAUUUGGGAAGCUGUAGGACAAGUGUUUAGUAUGUGUGAACCUGCUUCAGUAAAAGGCAAAGGCAAUAAUGAAAGAUCACACAAGAAAUAAGUUCAGAGCCUUUUCAUAAUGGAUUCAAACAGCUGGCAGCCUUUCCUCUGGGAGCCAAGUGGUCCCUCAGCCCUUGGUCCCUCAGCUGAGUGUCUGAGGUGUGCACAGGCUGAAGUGCCAGCAGUGGUGGCAGUAAAGGUGCCUCGGCUGGUGUAACGGCAGCGUGCUCUGAGGAUGUGUGCAGUGGCUGGGAGGCGUUGACUCAUUGGCCUCAGCAGGAUCCCUGGCAGCGUGUGCUCGGGGCUGUGACAGCAAAGUCACCAAAGGGCAGUGGUUCCCUGCCAAAGGGCAGUGGUUCCCUGCCUGCUGCUUUCCUCGUGGCACUCCUGCGCACAGGCUCAGCCUGGGGCAUCUUCUGCGUGGGAGAGGGGAGUGGGUGAGGACAAGCUGUGGGAGCUACUGGGCUGUGGGGUUUGUAGCCCCAUGCCAGCUGGGCUGAGGGGUUUGGGAUCCUGGUGCCAUAUUGACAGGUGGAAUUGGAAUGGCAGAGCAGGUCCUUGUGGGAACUGGAUGAACAAAGCUGCUGGUGUGUUUAAAUGGACAUGGAUUCAGUGGAGAUGGAAAUAGGGUUAGGAAUACCACCUUUUAAUUAAUGGCUGACAUCUAAUCAUCUUGUAGAUCAGCUUCAUCAAUUCACAAUCACAUUAAAGAUCCCAGUACUACUAAAGAUUUGUUUUGGCCAGGUAGCCCUUUCUCCCAGCAGGAUUUCCCUUUGGAUGGAAGCCCUUUCCUGUUUGGCUUACCCUGCUAAUGCAGGGAAAGUGAACAACAGGCUGGUCCACGGUGACCUUACAGUCAAACACAAAGCCAUGCACAGGGAGGAUGGGUUGUGUCUUCUGAGGCCAAAACAAGCCCUAGCAUGGUGGGACAGACACACAGCUAAUAGUCUAAGCUAAAGAUGGCUUUGAAUAUUUUUAAUUUGGCUGUAUCUGCAUGGCGUUAUCAAUCCUGUUCUUGUUCUGCUCUCAGUUUCAGGCAGAGAUGCCUCUAGGCAGAUCUGUAAUUAAAGGCAACUUUCCCUAUUCCUUAGCUUGCUUAUUUAGCCCCUUACUAGAUGGAGUAGAGACAAAUCGAUUCCAGAUGAAGGCCUGAGACAAGAAAGUAGAGAUGGAGUUUCUUUGCCCUUAAAUACUUUGAUAGAGACACUUUUUGUCAGGAAAGUUACAACCUGUGCUUUAGUUGACAUCCAAAGCUGUGGCAGAGGUAACAGAAUCAUAGAAUGGUUUGGGUUGGAAGGGACCCUAAAGGUCACAAAGUUCUAAACUGAUCCAUGGGAAGGCAUGCCCGUGAUCAGGUCAGGUUGCUCCAAACACUUCCAGGGAUGGGACAUCCACAGCUUCUCUGUGCCUGCGUUCCACCACCCUCUGGAGUUUGUCCAGCAUAGAAAACACUGGAGGUGCUAGGCUGAAGCAGCGGGAUGCACACAAGCCUCAGGAUUCACAUCUUCCACUCCACACAGCCCUGGGCAAAGGACUGCUGUUUGCUUUUUCUGCUGUGUCUGAGAAAGUCAGGGCAGGAGGUGAGGCUGUGCCUUCUUGCUGCUGCACUGGGGCAAAGCUGCAGCUUUGGGCAUUGCUGCACACACAGAGCACGAUCUGGCAUGUCCUCUUUAUCACUUGCAGAACAGGCUUCUUCAAAACAACCCGAAAUGACGCUGCUCCCUGAGCUGCUUGCAUAAUGGAAGAUCUUGAUGAGCUGAUUGCUGUGUUACUGAAAACAAGCUGUAAUCUUAUUAGCAAAUUGUGGCACUGCCAUCUUAGCGAUUCUCCCUGGUGCUGCAGAGACAGACCUUCAACUGUGCCAUCCCACGUGGGCAAAGUCCUUGAUAAAAUGCCUUAAUGGGGACAUAAGUGGGGGUUGGCAGCAGUGCUGGAUAAAAUAGCCUGGGCUAAAAGCUCUGUGACUUCUCACAGGGGAUACUCUCGGUGAAACUACUAAAUAUGUGAGCAAAUCUCUGGGCAGAGGUAUGCAGAGCUACAUCAGCAGUGGCAGACUAGUGCUAAAAUUGCUUUAAUUCUGGCUCUAGCUGCUUUGGUUGAGUUAAGCCGGGGAAAGGAAAGCAUGCAGCAGACAUUGCCCUUGGAAAAUGAACCAGCUUCCUCCAAAGAGUGCUGUGGCAUCCCCGGUGUCAGAGAGCACAAAUUCCAGGCUGGAGACUUUGGACAACUUGUCAAUGGACAGCUUUUGGCUGGAAGUGGAGAACAUUAAACAGAGCGCUGAAGCCGAGCAGGAGGAAUGCAGCCUUGCAGAUGUCAAAACACAGGAGGAGGGAGAAGCCGAGGCCGAGUGGCUGCAGGACGCGGGGCUGUCUGAGCUCCUGGGGGAGCCGGCGGGGGACAAGGACAACCUGGUGCUGCUGUCCACGCUGACCAGGACGCAGGCGGCGGCCGUGCAGCGCCGGCUGGACACCUACUCCCGCUCGCGCCGCAGGAGGAACAAGCACCCCGUGCGCGACGUGCGCGACGUCUUCGCCACGGGCAGCUCCCAGGACCCAGCAGCAGAGAAAGAGGAGUCCAGCCCAGAUCCACUGUGGCACAAUCUACGGACUUCAAACACCCAGAGAACAGAAACCCAGGAUUAUUCCUGCACGGUUCGAAACCCUGGGAAGGAGGAGGUGUUCAACAUGGAUGUUGCCUACUCGGAGCAAGCAGCUGUCCUGCUCAAGGGAUCCUUCCUGUCUGAAUCCAGGAAGUUAAAGGAUGGAAAUGCCCUAACAAGAUUUAAGAUCCCAAAGGGCAGGCUAGGAGUGACCAGGAUUGGAGAUCUGUCAGCUCAGGACAUGAAGAAAAUCCCCACACUGGCCCUCAUUGAACUGACAGCUCUCUGUGAUAUCCUGGGCUUUGAGCUGAAGAGAAACAAAGCAGCAAAACUGAAAACAACAGAGAAAAGACUCUUUGGAGUUCCACUCAACACCCUGUUGGAAAAUGACCAAAAGCUGCUGCCCAACACCAAGGUCCCUCUGCUACUCCAGGCACUGCUGUCCUGCCUGGAGAAGAGAGGACUUGAAACAGAGGGCAUCCUGAGAGUUUCUGGGUCCCAGACCAGAAUUAAGAGCCUGGAGCAGAAGCUGGAAAGGGACUUCUACAGUGGCCUGUUCCGCUGGGAUGAUGUUCACCAGAACGACGUGUCGGGGCUGCUGAAGAGAUUCAUCCGCGAGCUGCCGGCCCCGCUGCUGACAGCAGAGUACCUGCCUGCCUUUGCUGCUGUUCAGAAUAUUCCAGACCUGAAGCAAAGAUUGCAAGCUCUAAACCUCCUGAUCCUGAUUCUGCCAGAGUCCAACAGAAACACUCUAAAGGCCCUUCUUGAGUUCCUCAGCAAGGUGGUUGCCAGGGAAAAAAACAACAAAAUGAACCUCUGGAAUGUUUCCACAGUCAUGGCCCCAAACCUCUUCAUGCACAAGGGGCUGCCAAACAAGAUCCCCGAGGGGAAGGAGAAGCAGCUGGCGGAGGGGGCGGCUGACGUGGUGCGGAUGAUGAUCCAUUACCAGGAUCUGCUCUGGACAGUCUCCUCUUUUCUGGUGGCUCAGGUGAGAAAGCUGAAUGAGAGCAACAGCAAAAGGUACCAGUUCUGUGACAAGAGGAUUAAAAAUCUGCUGCGGAAGAUUCACACUGAUAAAGACAAGGUGGAAAAGAACCAGGGAGAGCCUUCCAAGGUUGUGAAGGCCCACGCAUCGCUCCUCCUGAAGGACUCCCUGGAGGUGCACUUGAACAAUGCAACCAGGGUUGCUGAUGUCUUGAGGCAGUUUCAGAAGAACCUGUGCCAGUAUGGCUGGAAUAUUGUUAACACUGUCAACCUCCUCAAGUGUAACAACUCCACAGAGUGCACAAACUUGCUGCUGUAUGAAGUGGGAGGCAAUAUUGGUGAACAUUGCCUGGACCCAGACACUUACCUCUUGGACUUGUACCACAUCAACCCCCAUGCUGAGUGGAUAAUUAAGCAAAACCCAUCUUAUCCUCGGAUGUUCUAAGGAAAACACGAGCAAAACAAAGCACUUGGUUGCAGAUUUUGGAAGGUGUGGAAAUAGAAACUUUCCUGUUGUAGUGUCAGAGCAGACACUGCUUGUUUCUUGGAAGGAAAAGCACCUUUAUUAACUGCUUCCACGGCAGCUGGCAGUGAGAGCACAGGGCCUGAAACAAACAGCAAUUAUCAUUGUGUAGCAGAGUUUGCAGGGGGAAUGGCUGCUCCUAAACAAAAUAUCCCCCCCCAAACAAACCCUGAAGGCAAAGCUGCAGUGGUUGUGCAGCAAAGAUGGAACAGAAGAAGAAGAGGAUCAUUUUGAAUAUGGUGGAAGGCAUUUGUGUAUCCUGGAUUUGCUCUUCUUUUGGAGGAGAGACAGUCAAAUGCUGCAGUGGUACUAAGGACAUCCCUUGGGUAAGGUCCAUGGUUGCCUGUGGCGUGUCACCAGAGGAGUUUAUGAUCCUGGCUAUUAAGCUCCUGUUCCGUUCUUUGAAGAAUUAAAAAGGAUGUUUCCAAAAAGGCCAGCUGGGAUGUGACACCAACACAUCAUGUAUUUCAUGACUGCAGUUGAAUACAUACGUGCAACACAAGAAAAUAACUUUCCUUGAAAAAAAGGUAUGGAAAAUAGAGCAGCCUUUCAGAUGUGCAGUGUGACAGGAAGGUGCCUGUCCCAUGCUGGUAAUGCACACCCAGAUUGCCACUGAUGAGGGUCAAACAUGCAUUUAUUUGGAUGGACAACCUAUAUAUCAAAGGCAGCACAGGAAAUAUGCUGAAGCUGAUGUGAGGUUGGUAAUCUGACCUGGCCACGUGAACUGAACUUCUGUGUGGAAAUUCUGUGUGAAUGUGUUUGUUCAAAAUCAACAAGCCUGCCCUGAGACGCGGGGUGGCUGAGCUGAGCUGAGCUGAGCCCUCACUGCUCUGGCUGCACAUUUCCAUUGCACUCAGCACAGCGUGGUCACUGUGGGCUGGACAGUGAGGGUAGAGCAGAACACUCAUGCCUUGCUGCUGCAUCCUCAUCAUCAUCAUCAUCAUCAUCCAACCUCAGCUCCAAGAGCACCAUGCCUGUGAGGAGGGCUCAGAACUGUUGCUUUCCUUCGUGGUGAUGCUGAAAUACCUCAGUGAGGGACCCCACAGUGCAGUGUGAGAGGUGAAACACCCAGACUGUCUGGAAAUGUGGACUUCUUUCUAUAAAUACAGUUUUUAAACAUGGUUGGAUAUUUAUUCAUGUGGCAGAAGCAGGGCUGCCCUGCAAGUGUAUACUCAAAGUAUUUCAUUUGCCAAAUCCCAGCUGCACUAGUGACAAUCUCCAGUAUUAUUUCUUUUGGUAGAAGAGUUUGUUUCCAUUGCAAUCUGCAUUUUCCCUCCUCUCCUUUUUUUUCCCCCAGGAUGAAGUGUAGCUUUGUUCCUCAUUCAUUAUCUCAAACUCCUAGAUUCUGUUCUUCACUCUGUGAUUAUUCUGUCUGUGGGGUUAAAUCCUCUUGGUGGUUGAGAACCUUGAGGAACAGGUGAGCCACAGUCCAUAUCCUUUCCAGCUUUCUGUGAAUUCUGUGUGAGUGGUGCAGAUAUCUUAAAAUCAUUCCUCUAUUAGAGACUCUGUCAAUUAUUUUUGGUUGAGAUGAUGCAGAUGCAUUGACUGGCUGGAUCACCUUCAUAGAUGUCUUCUUAAGAACCUGCAAUAGACCCUCCCAACCCUCACCCAAGUGUCAACAAUUCUUGAGAUGCCUCUUUUAUAGGCUUAAAUUGUGCCUGGAAGAGCCUGAUUCUUUUCCUUGAGACUGGGUGAUUUAUGUCUCUGGAAAGAUCAAGCUGCUUUAAACUGGGGCUUUAAAAACCAAAGGUACCUAUUCAGCAUCCCUUCUGGAAUUCUCUCUGGCAGUGAUGGAGUAAAGAUGGCAAAGAGGAAAUGCCAGAGGUGUGAUACCCUGAGAAGUACCAAAGGUAUCGCUGUGAGCUCAAAGUUCCUUUGCAAGCUGAAUUACACCCUGCAGAUCACACGGUGCUGCAUUUUUUCCACCCCUCACAUGCUGGUUUAUUAAAUAUUCUGUCCGUGUGUAUGGAGGGGUCAAGACUGCAUCACUGCUGCUGUGAACUACAAAUGAGUGGGGUUUAUUGAACACCAAACAAUGUGAAUCAGUGCUGUGAAAACAAGGUUAAUGGGAGAUUCUCAUGAGACAAAUAUCAGGUUUAAAUAUGAAAGGAAAUGUAAAAAAAAUAAAAAAAUAAAACAAAAUAGCUCUUUCCAGAUGAUGGAUAUGCUUUUAAAUUUUUUUCCUAUCUUUGUAUCAAAAAGUGUAAAUUUUUCAGUCAAUGAUGUGCAACACACUCCUUGAAGGAUGGCUUUUAAUACCUUUUAUUUUUUAUGAUUUUUUAAUUCUGUAUAUAAAUUUCAUUUAUUCGGUGAAACAAUAAAAAUACAGUAAAAUCUC
Molecule: messenger RNA, 8115 nt
Organism: Motacilla alba alba
Lineage: Eukaryota; Metazoa; Chordata; Aves; Passeriformes; Motacillidae
Gene: ARHGAP40
Product: Rho GTPase activating protein 40
Exons: 15
Coding region: 3819-5699 (626 amino acids)
Biological process (GO): regulation of actin filament polymerization; regulation of small GTPase mediated signal transduction; signal transduction
Cellular component (GO): cytoplasm
Molecular function (GO): GTPase activator activity
Source: RefSeq, a predicted model, not a curated record